This is a messenger RNA of Varanus komodoensis (Komodo dragon), 1968 nucleotides long. RefSeq names its product zinc finger SWIM-type containing 1 (gene ZSWIM1). The transcript has a single exon. NCBI's taxonomy places the organism in Eukaryota, Metazoa, Chordata, Lepidosauria, Squamata, Varanidae. The coding region runs from base 1 to 1497 and encodes 498 amino acids. Gene Ontology annotation, molecular function: zinc ion binding. The record is from RefSeq and is a predicted model, not a curated record.
AUGGCCCUGGAUUCUUUGAAGGAGCUGCAGAGCCUUGACUGUGUGGUGAGUUACCAGCUGGACGUGUGCUCCCAGCUGGACUCCAUCAGCUUCCAGACCGUUCUGAUGAGGGAUGUUUUCUCACGCCACCCAGAGGUGGUGCUGAUUCACCGCACGCACAACCCGUGGGGCAAAGCGCUCUACAUGUUCAUGGUGGACAAGCCUUUCCUGGAGCUCGAGGGGGAGAUGAGCAAAGUGGUACACUUCUCAGUCCCGGCCAAGGAAACGGCGGAAGGCCUGGCUCACAUGUACCGCACCUUCAAGGCCUUCAACCCGGAAUGGAAGCAGAUCAAGACCUUCCUGGUGGAUCCGCGCUUCCGGCUGGUGCCCACGCUGUCCGAGGCCUUUCCCUCCGCCGACGUGCAGCUGUCCGUCUUCCACAUCUGCAAGCACCUGCAGCAGAAGGUGCACCAGGCCUCGCUGGAGUUCCACACGGAGAGGCUGGUCCUGAGUGUGCUGCGGAACGCCAUGUGUGCCCCCAGCACGAGCAACCUGCGGCGCAUGCACCGUGUGCUGAGCCACUUCGUCAGGCCCGGCCUGCUGCCCCCGCCGCACAGGGACUGGCUGGCCAACGACAGGAUCUGGGCCAUGCACCGCCGGCGGAGCUGGGGGGAGUGCGGCCGCUACUUCAGGGGCCUGGAGGUGGUCACGCGCGGCUUGAGCCAGGUCUUCUGCGGGGGCCCCUCCCUGGGGAGCUGCGUCACCAGCAUCGCCAGGAACUACCAGAGGAGCGUCCGGAGGCGCUCCGCAGAGGCCGCGCCGGGCCCGGCCACCCCGCUUGGCCGGGACGCCUCGUCCCUCCACGACGCGCUGCAGAGGCCUCUCCUUCCACGGGAGCCUCCCCCGGCAGCCCAGCCGGCCGCCCCGAAGCCGACAGCAGAGGCGGCCGCUGAAGAGGCGGGCUGCGAGUGGCCGGCGGCGGUCACGGCCGGAGAGGCGGAGCGGCUCAUCAGGCAGUCGCUGAGCGACAUCUGCACGCAGCCGGCGGCCAGGCUGUGCUUGAACGAGCUGGAGGUGGUCCGGAGUUCCGAGCCCCUGAUGGGAGCCCACGGGGACACCGUCCACGUCCAGCUCCUGGAGGAGGCCCACAUGGUGCCCCAGAAGGGGCUCGACAGCUGCUCCUGCCACUUCAGCCGGGCAUUCCAGCUGCCCUGCAGGCACAUUCUGGCGGUGCUGAACGCCGAAGGGAAGGAGCUGGAGGCACAGAGGAUUCCCACGCCGUGGCGCAAGGGCCACGGCGACCCCCAGCCCGGGCAGGCCGGCGCCGACGGCCCCCUGGAGGUCCUGCGCAGCUCGUGGGACGGGCUGCUCGACAAGUACCUGGCCGUGUCCUUCCUGACCGCGGAGAUCAGCCGGCUGCUGAGCCAGUGCAGCCUGGAGGAGUUCGACCGCAGGUACAGCACCCUUCGGGAGCUGGCCGACAGCUGGAUCGGGCCCUACGUGCAGGUGAAGUUGUGAGCGCGUCCCGGCUUCCCUCUCUCCCAGGAGGCUCAGCCGCUGCCCGGUGGCAGCAUCCUUUCCGGGUUCUCCGCGAGCGUGCUGAGAACAUGCCGUUCCACGUCUGCCGUGUGCGGUGGGACUGCUUUGUCCAAGACGCGUGGGCCAAAAUCGGGGACGUGCGCAUUUUCGCCCUCACUCGGGAUCUGGCAGGUGGGGGGCGACCCAGGAGAGGAGGCCUGGCCUGCGUCUGAGCACUGAGCUCCGAAGGGGCGAAGGCCAGCGCCUCGCCUCUUCGCGCGGCUCGCGUGCCGGAGGAUCGGUUUCGUGAGCUGGCUCAGCACCGCCUCGCUGCUCGUGGGCGCAGGAGACCCUGGGGCGGCCCCUGCCCCCUUGCUCACCUCUCUGCCCUGCCGUCCCCGUGCCAUUAAUGAGGCCGGGAUCUCUGGGACCCGCCUUCCUUGGGCGAUAAUAAACUGUUUGUUGCCCCUC